AUUAUUAUUAUCACUGACGUCAGGCCGCGGGAGCGCGCACGUACAGUCACGUCCUGCGGUGUGUUCGUGUCGUGCUCGUGCAGGUGAUGUGACCCGCUGCUCUUCAGACUCGAGUCGUGAAGAACAUGAACGUGUCGUGAACCCUCAGACGCGUGUGUCUGGAGGAGGCGGCGCACACAGCGACCCGCUGCGGUCGUCAUGGAUUAGCCGUUAGCCGUUAGCCGAGCGACGACUGGACGAGGGACUUCGGUGCUAACACCGUUAGCUCGCAGCUAAAGACGCUGAGCCUGGACACGGUCGACUCACUGCUGCGACAGAUUCCUCGAGUCGUCUCAGAUCCUGGAGAGGUUUUCAGCAUGGCUCCGAAAGACGUGAUGACCAACUCUCACGCCAAAUCCAUCCUCAACGCAAUGAACUCACUUCGCAAGAGCAACACACUCUGCGACAUCACCCUGAGGGUGGAGAACACCGACUUCCCCGCUCACAGGAUCGUGUUGGCCGCCUGCAGCGACUACUUCUGUGCCAUGUUCACCAGCGAGCUCGCAGAGAAGGGGAAAUCAUUCGUGGACAUUCAGGGGCUCACUGCGACGACGAUGGAGAUCCUGUUGGACUUUGUCUACACAGAGACGGUGCUGGUCACAGUGGAGAACGUUCAGGAACUGCUCCCAGCAGCGUGUCUGCUGCAGCUCAAAGGGGUGAAGAGGGCAUGUUGUGAUUUUUUGGAGAGUCAGCUCGAUCCCUCCAACUGCCUGGGGAUUCGGGACUUUGCAGAAACUCACAACUGCCUCGACCUGAUGCAGGCGGCCGAGCUCUUCUCACAGAAGCAUUUCUCCGAGGUGGUGCAGCACGAGGAGUUCAUGCUGCUCGGACAGACGGAAGUGGAGAAGCUCAUAAAAUGUGACGAGAUUCAGACACUGAGGGUCAAAGCCCCGAACACACUGUCGCCUUCUUUACAUGGAACCUAUGGGGAGCGACCGCAUGGCGGAAAAAGUGGCUGCUCUAAAAAGGUGGACUCGGAGGAGCCGGUGUUUGAAGCCGUGUUAAACUGGGUCAAACACAACUGUAAAGAGCGGGAGCCCGUUCUGCCCGACAUGCUGGAGUUUGUCCGCCUGCCGCUGCUGACCCCGCGCUACAUCACGGAUGUCAUCGACGCCGAGCCUCUGAUCCGGUGCAGCCUGCCGUGUCGAGACCUCGUCGACGAGGCCAAGAAAUUCCACUUGCGUCCUGAGUUGAGGAGCGAGAUGCAGGGUCCACGCACACAAGCCAGAUUAGGUGCCAAAGAAGUUCUGUUGGUCAUCGGAGGGUUUGGCAGCCAGCAAUCACCGAUAGACGUAGUCGAGAAAUAUGAUCCAAAAACACAAGAAUGGAGCUUCCUCCCUAACAUUGCACGGAAAAGACGUUACGUUGCCACAGUGUCUCUCCACGACCGAGUGUAUGUGAUCGGAGGCUACGACGGUCGGUCGCGGCUCAGCUCCGUCGAGUGCCUGGACUACACGGCGGACGAGGACGGCGUCUGGUACACCGUCGCCACCAUGAAUGUGCGUCGUGGCCUGGCGGGCGCCACAACGCUCGGAGACAUGAUCUAUGUUGCUGGAGGUUUCGACGGCAGCCGGCGUCACACUAGCAUGGAGCGGUAUGACCCGAACAUCGACCAGUGGAGCAUGCUGGGAGAUAUGCAGACGGCUCGAGAAGGAGCAGGUCUGGUGGUGGCCAGUGGACUGAUAUACUGUCUCGGUGGAUAUGAUGGACUGAAUAUCCUGAAUUCAGUGGAGCGAUACGACCCACACACAGGCCACUGGACCAGCGUCACACCCAUGGCCACCAAGAGGUCAGGCGCGGGCGUGGCGUUACUCAACGACCACAUCUACGUGGUGGGAGGCUUCGACGGCGUUUCCCACCUGGACUCUGUUGAGGUGUACAACAUCAGAACAGACUAUUGGACGACUGUAGCAAGCAUGACGACGCCAAGAUGUUACGUAGGAGCGACUGUUCUCCGAGGACGUCUCUACGCAAUCGCUGGAUACGACGGGAACUCGCUGCUCAGCAGUAUCGAAUGUUACGACCCGGUCAUCGACUCCUGGGAGGUCGUCACCUCGAUGGCGACGCAGCGAUGUGACGCCGGCGUCUGCGUCCUGCGAGAGAAGUGAUCUUUGAGCCUCAGGGAUCAGAACCAGAACCAGAACCGGAACCACAGGGGAGACGCAGUUUGUGCCUCCUCCCUUCGCCAGUCGGACCGUGAGAUCCAGCUCCGCCUCCGAGGAGCCGUCACCACCUGCAUGACUCACUCUCAUUGGUGGAACCUGUCGCUGUCGUUACCUGUGAGAUUAUUUUUUUCAGAUCGUCCUCAAAGUGCAAUAUAUUUCUACUCAUCAUAAGAGUCGACUCUGCUGCUAUUUGCCUUACGACUGUGGCCGACGUCAAACAGUGAACAUUCAUGUUGCCUCGAGGUCAAGGGUCAAUGAUUCAACCCCCUUUUAUAAUACAAAGGUUUAUUACUAAUCGUUGCUCUCAGAUUAUAUAUUUAGAGAUGAAUAUUGUUUUAGAAAAUGACUGAAUUGUACCAGUUGAUUAUUUCCUCCCUCAGUUUGAGGAGUGUGAUAUUGUUUUUCCUCAGCUUAUGAAUUUGGACAUAAAGUCACUGAGGUAACGUGUUGAUGUGAUUGAUACGAACAAGUCUCAUCAAUGACCUCAUCGUUGACCUCAUCAUAACACGUGAAGAAUAUCCACCGAUUUCAAAAUGCAUUUUUAAAUCAUGAUGUAACUUAAUGUUACCACAAGUUCAUAGUUAGAGCUGAAUGUUUCCGCAUGGUUUCAUCCUCCGACCUCCCGAUAUGUCUUUUUAAUAAAAACAAGUAUUUUGUGA
Molecule: messenger RNA, 2863 nt
Organism: Scophthalmus maximus (turbot)
Lineage: Eukaryota; Metazoa; Chordata; Actinopteri; Pleuronectiformes; Scophthalmidae
Product: kelch-like protein 12
Exons: 13
Coding region: 357-2147 (596 amino acids)
Molecular function (GO): protein binding
Source: RefSeq, a predicted model, not a curated record